Molecule: messenger RNA, 1308 nt
Organism: Diospyros lotus (date-plum)
Lineage: Eukaryota; Viridiplantae; Streptophyta; Magnoliopsida; Ericales; Ebenaceae
Exons: 3
Coding region: 1-1308 (435 amino acids)
Source: RefSeq, a predicted model, not a curated record
AUGGAGGCAAGAGAAGACGAGGAGCCCAUCACAUUCACCCCAGCUGAUAGGGGUGAUAUAAUACUCCCGCAUGACGAUCCCAUGGUAAUUUCUGCAACUGUCGCCAAACACCCUGUCAGUAGAAUAUUGGUGGAUAGCGGCAGCUCUGUUAAUCUGAUCUAUUGGAAUUGUUUCGAGCAAAUGCAUAUAUCCCCUGACCGAUUGAAAAGAGUAUCAUCUUCCUUGUACAGCUUCACUGGGGAAGCUGUCUCAGUGGCGGGAUCUGUUCAACUACCAGUCACAUUGGGCGUCGACCCUCAAAGUGUGACUCGACAGUUCCCCACGCUCUCAAGAGUGAGGCAAGUUCGUGGAGAUCAAAGGAAGGCGAGAUCCUGUUAUGUGUCAUCUACAAAAGGAAAAAUGACAGAAGAGACUUUGUCUAUUGCUGAGAAAGCUAUACACAAAUCCUUAGCAGAAGAGAUUGCUCGCAAGCCUCAACCAGUGGAAGAGUUAGAAGCAGUGCACAUAAGCGAUACAGACCCCGAGAAGUUGGCGUAUGUUGGCACACAGCUUCCGAAAUCGGUAAAAGAAGAAAUCGUGGAGUGCCUAAGAAAAAACUUGGACGUCUUCGCUUGGACACCAAAGGAUAUGCUAGGGAUCAAGCCAGAUGUGAUAUGUCACCAUCUGAAUGUGGACCCUCAGUUCAAGCCUGUCCGACAGAAGAAAAGGAAUAUUGCCCCUGAUAGACUGUCAGCAUUAGAAGAUGAAGUUGAUAAGCUACUAAAGGCAGAUGCCUUCUCGAGGUAUCAUCAAAUAAUGAUGUAUCCUCCGGAUCAGGAGAAAACAUCGUUCAUUACAGAGAAAUGGAUAUAUUGUUACCAAGUUAUGCCCUUCGGGCUAAAAAAUGCGGGGGACACCUAUCAGCGCAUGGUGAAUAAAGUCUUCAAAGAGUUAUUGGGUGAUACCAUGGAGGCCUAUGUUGAUGAUAUGAUCAUAAAAAGUCGGGAGAAGGAAUCGCACGUGAAAAAGCUGGCGCAAGUGCUUGAAGUCUUUAAGCAAUACGAAAUGCGACUAAACCCAACAAAAUGUGCAUUUGGAGUUCAAUUUGGAAAAUUCCUAGGGUAUAUGAUCACACAAAGGGGGAUAGAGGUGAACCCCGAAAAAAUUCAACCGAUACUGGAUAUGGAACCCCCAACAUCAAUUAAGGAAGUGCAGCGACUAACAGGUCGGAUGGCGGCUCUUGGACGUUUCCUCUCCAAGUCAGCCGAAAGGGAACUCCCGUUUCUUCAGACAUUAAGGGCGGGAAAAAAGUUUGAGUGGGCAGAGUAA